AUGAAACCUCAAGUUUCAUUCGAACAGUUUAAAGAUGAGCAAACACGUUUGUUAGUUACUUCACGAAAAAAAUCAUUUAUUUCUCCACAACUUAUUUCUAAACAACCAUCCCCACCUGUUCAGCCAUUAAGACAACAGUGCCAUCCUUCUUUCCAACAACAUUCUUCUCAAUAUCCUCAACAAUUUUCUGUUCCUCAAAAUAUGUAUCAAGUCCCAAUGGGUUAUCAGUCAAUUUCGCAACAACCUUCUUAUAUUAAUCAAAUACAACAACCUAUGCCUAUCCCCCAAAAACCAAUUGGAUAUUUACCACCUUCAUAUCCACAACAGUUUUAA
This is a messenger RNA of Entamoeba nuttalli P19, 333 nucleotides long. RefSeq lists its product as hypothetical. Lineage: Eukaryota; Evosea; Mastigamoebida; Endamoebidae. The transcript has a single exon. The record is from RefSeq and is a predicted model, not a curated record. The coding region runs from base 1 to 333 and encodes 110 amino acids.